Molecule: messenger RNA, 4552 nt
Organism: Anneissia japonica
Lineage: Eukaryota; Metazoa; Echinodermata; Crinoidea; Comatulida; Comatulidae
Product: zinc finger and BTB domain-containing protein 11-like
Exons: 7
Coding region: 95-2299 (734 amino acids)
Biological process (GO): regulation of transcription by RNA polymerase II
Molecular function (GO): DNA-binding transcription factor activity; RNA polymerase II cis-regulatory region sequence-specific DNA binding
Source: RefSeq, a predicted model, not a curated record
GCUACAUGACCCAUACAAUUUUACAACGCAGAAAGAAGCAGACGACUUCGGAAGUAGAGCAGAAGACGCUUAAGUCAAUUUUAGAUCAAUUAAAAUGUCUUCAAACAAGAGAAAACAGAACAAACCACAACGAUCUUUGGAACAGUGUGAACUAGAUGAGAAUCCAGGUUGUAAACAACUUGCUGAGGUACCACAAUCGACACGGAGAUCCAGAAGGAUAGUGAGUAAAAUGAUGUCAAGAAGUCCUUCACCACCGGCAUCAACAAAACUCAAAAAGAAACAACAAAGUCCAAAGAAACCAAAUACAAAGAAGAAGCUAUCACAGCCUCAGUCCAGUUCCAAGUCCAAGAAAGGUAAGCAGACAGAUGAUAGUGUGCUGAACGUGGACGUCUUAAGACGAAUGCCAGUGACAGAACUCGUUGACAAGUUUGCUGCUCACUCUACGAAGCAGAUCCCUAAAGACAAACAAAGCACAAUAGUGCAGCAUGUGUACAGCUGCCAGAUGAUGCCCCAUAAUUGCAGGGAAGUGUUCUGUGGCUCCGCCUCUGACACCAUGCAGGAGAUACGGCGCCAUCUUCUCAGACACAUUGGAGAACUUCUUACAUUGACCAAUUUAGAUCCUGACUCAAAAAAAGCUAAAAGUAAUGUCAAUAUUACAACAGUGAAAAGGCAACCUUUGCAAGAUGGUACGGCUUCUAAAAUAUCUCCAAAAAAGUUUCUCACUACACCAGAAGAAACAGAAAUGGAAGAGCAACAAGACAUCACAAAACAGGAGAGGAGGAGUCAAAGAAUUUUAGCCAAGGUGUUGAAUCGUGACGGUAAACCACAAGACAAUGAAAAAAACAAGUUUACAAUUAUCCACUCUGAUGAAGGUGUGAAUGAACUUGUGCUUCUUCCUAAAGGAAAAUUAAUAAAUCUUUCAAGUAUAUCAGACACAGGUGAUGAUCCUGAAGAAUCAAUAACUGCUCCCAGUGAAAAGACAAGGAAUGUUGUUAGUACACCAUUGAAUAACAUUGUAGACUUACCAAAGGAGGAAGUGAAACCAGGAAGACAAUCAAGGUCAUUACAAAGGAACAUUUCUUCAGAGGUUAUAAUGGAAAGUGUUGCUGCCAUUGACAACUAUAUAAGUGGAGAGAUUGAUGCUGACCAGAUCGGCGCAGAGAUUGUGGUACAGACAUGCAUGCAAGCUGCAGAUGAACUGAUUGCCGCAAUGGAGACUGUUCCAUUUAGUCCUCCACACAUCGACCAUCUUUAUGCUCUUUUACCAUGCAAACCUCUACCCAUAUCUUUACAUACAGAUUCUUCUGGUGUUCCGAUCCCAGAACCAGAGCAGUCCAACCAUGAAGGUCCUGAAUUUUCACAGGAGGAAGUGGUAGAAGAAUGCCCUCAAGUGGAUGAGGUUCCAGUUAAACCUUCUACAGCUGAUAUAGAGAGUGUUGAGAUUGUGACGGAUUUUGAUAUGGAUAGUGUUUGUCAGGAUAUUGAUACUUCACGAGGUAAAAAAAAAAGAAAACAGGAUCCACAGUUAGCUGUCAUCAAUUAUGAACUAUUCCAGCAUUUAACACCCGACGAGAGAAGAAUAAGAAAACAAGCUUUGGAGCUGCUUUAUCAGUCUCGCAAAAGAAGUCGGAUUAAAAAAGGUGAAUUAUUGGAGUGCCAGAUAUGUGGUAAGAUGCUGACUGCCUUUGGAACGCUACGUGCCCACUACAGGAGCCAUGCUGGUAUCAAACCGUAUUCUUGCAAAGUAUGCUCAGCAACAUUCACCCGCCUGCAUAGCCUUAAAUAUCACAUGAUGAUUCACAAUGAUCAAAGUCGGUUCACCUGUGAGCAUUGCGGGAGAGAAUUCAGACACGCGAGUCAUUUCAGGGAACACUUACGACGACACACAGGUGAGGAACCCUUUGGUUGCACAGAAUGUUCUGCUCGUUUUAAAACCAGGAACACGUAUAAGCGACAUCUGUAUGCAAAGCACGGGAAAGUUUUACGGACUGAUGGAAUUCACUUGGCAAGAGUUCACCAGACAAUGGGUAACAAUAAAGUAGCUCCAGAUACAAUAUAUCAACAAGAUACAGUAGUUCAUGACACAGCCUUUCAAAACCCACAGACACAAGAAUUUGUUGUUCCGUCCACGAGUGAUUUUACCACUUUUGCUCAACAAAUCGUCAAAGAUGAGCAAGAAAUUGUUUCGCCGAGUCAAGAUGAUACAGAGGACAUUGCCUCAUGUUUAGCAUCGCUUAGUGAGAUUACAAACCCACUGAGGGACAUGGAGGGCAAUAUUAGGAUUCUACUUAUCAAUUAAUAUUAAUUAAUACAUGGUCUCAUAGUUUCAAAUGCACAUCGAUGGUCGAUGUGGCUAACAGCUUAAUUUUGCAAUAUUUCAGUUGUUGAGCUUUCAGUACAUUGUUAACAAAUACUGCGACCAAUCUUCAAAUACUUGCUUAUUCAACAACAGGUACUAACUAUCUUAAUUAACAUAAUUCAUUGAAACAAACUUUUAGUAGCAUUAAGUAUUUCUUGAAGGUUUGCAUAUCAAAUAAUAAAAUAAUAAACUUUAGGUGUGUGUAAGAAUAUUGUUUUUGGGAUAAAAACUAUAUUCUUACACAUGGUGUACCGAAAGUUAAAUUAUUUUAUUAUUAACUAGCUAAAUAUUUAUAAAUUAAAUUAAAUAUUCGUAACAUUUUAUAAAAUGCAGAUGAAGUACACCUGAAGUUUUUAUUGUGUGCAUGUGCCUUGAAACUAUGCGACAGCUUUUUAAUAUCAAUACACAACAAUAAACCAAAGAUUACAAAACUGUUAUUAAAAACAAAACAGAUUUGAAUGGUUAGUAUUCUUUAGUUUUCGGCAUUAUGUGAUAUUACACACUCUAACCAGAACCAUAUUGUCCAUAGCUCUUCUGAAUGCCUAUGAUACAGUACACGAGUAAAUCUACAGUAACUAUUAAUUUAUAUAUUAUUUAUAUUGUUUCACUGCAUAUUGAGCAUAAUUUACACAGGUAAAACAAUAAACAAUUUUAGCUGUUUCACAAGUAUAAGUCUUCCCCUGUUUUUAAGACCACAGCUUCCCCAAUUUUUGAAUAAUUUACAAUCAAAAUACUCCAUCCUGAUAAUUUAUUUACAUUUAUAAUGAUGUUUACAUUUAUCCUGAGAACUAAACAAUGUCAGCGCAACAGUAAAAGAACAAUGUAAUUACAAGAUGGAACUACUGUAUAUGGUGCUUUUUUUGAAAGCUUAUUACGAGGCUAAGGGAGUUGUUAUUAGUUUAUACCUAUUCAUAAGACCUUUCUGGGAUAUGCUGAUAUGGUGGCAUCAAAAUUUGACAGUCAACAGCGUAUGUAGGUGAGAACGGGCUCAAGUUUGGGAAUAAUUAUGAGGUCUAAAGGCCAACUCGGACAGCGUCAUACGACACAAUGCAAUUCAUCAUCAGGGACAGUCGUGAGAAAUAUUAAACAUGUUUAAUAUUCUACGAUGCGACUGCCCCGAUACAAACCAUCACGUCUGAAUUUAACUUGCUUGUGACCUUAGGCAAGACAUUUUAUCUACGUUUGUCUCUCUCUACCCAGGAGUAUAAAUGGGUACCAACAUAUGCUGAGAAGAUAAAACAGACUGCUGUGCAUGAGGAGUGGUGAACCCCCACAGCCUUGCACAGUCUGGCCCAGCUGCCAAGGAAAGAGAGAUGGGCACUCCUGCCUGUGAGCCCAGAGCUUCAGGUUUCAACCUUUACAUUUUUUACCUUUGGCCCUUCGCCUAAAAAUUAAAAUUAAAUUACAGUCCUGGUUGAAACUGAAAUAUUUAAAAUAGAGUAUAAUUAUUAAAACAUAAUUGGGCUUUGUGUGAAAUGUAGCUUAAUUGAAAAUGUUCCAAAAAUUGACUGUAAACCCAAGCAUCCCAGAUCACUGAGCUCCAGGGGCGGAUUGCUAUGCAGUGUGUAAGUGUCUUAUUGGGACAAUGAUUUGAAUGUUCUAUCCGUUCUGAAUCCAAAAGCAAACUCUUGUGUGUUUAAUGCAUGAUAUAAAACACAUUUGUAGAACAAUCUACUUAUCAUUUGUUCAGGUCAUUAUAAUCAUAGUUUAUAUUAUUAAUAUUUUGUGUACAGUAUAUCAUUUAAAUGCUGCUUUGGCAGAACUUUUAUAAUUAUUGUGGAAAGAUAUUAAAUGAAUGUUGAUAUUUAUAUUGGUAAUGUACAUCUUUAUUAAUCACUUAAUUCAUCAAUUAAGUUGUAUUUAUAUUAACAAUGAAUAUCACCAAACCAGAGCACAAUAAUGACCACCAGGAAUCAGUUACUGCAUUCUACAACAUUUAUUUAAACCAACUGCCAUAAUCAAAUUGUCAAGCCUAUCCAAAAUAUGAUACCACCAUCUCAACAUCACUUUACCAUACUUGAAAGUAAUGAAAUGUGGGGCUAUUAUACUAUAGAAUAUACAGAGAACAUUUAUUUCCCUGUUUGUAUCAUUAAAAUAGACAUACCCAGGAAAAAGAGUACAGUAUUUAUUUUCAUAAAUUACUUAUUUCCAAUGUUAUUUUUUUUUCAAUAGAGAUAAAUUUCUCUGACAAAA